GCUCAGGCUGAGUGCGGCCGGUGCGGCCGAGGCCCCGGCGCGCGGGGGGAGGCAGCAUGUCGGACCCCAGCUACUGGACGGCAGUGGCGGCUCCCGGACACCGCAGCCGCUUGGCCAAGGGUGCGCUGCUACAGCGUUCCAAAAGCUGCCGCAGUGGAAACCGAAAGAGCUUGGUUGUGGGGACGCCCUCGCCCACCAUCUCCAGGCCGCUGUCGCCACUCUCUGUCCCAACCGGCAACAGUCCCUUGGACAGUCCUCGGAACUUCUCUGCUGCAGCGGCCCUCAACUUCCCCUUCGCCCGGAGGGCUGACGGCAGAAGAUGGUCGCUUGCGUCUCUCCCGUCCUCCGGCUAUGGGACCAACACCCCCAGCUCCACCGUGUCGUCAAGCUCCUCUUCCCGGGAACGUCUACACCAGCUUCCCUUCCAGCCCACCGCGGACGAGCUGCGCUUCCUGUCCAAGCACUUCCGCAGCUCGGAGAGCGUGGUGGACGAGGACGGCGGCCGCUCCCCGCGGCUGCGCCCCCGCUCGCGCAGCCUCAGCCCCGGACGCACCUCGGGGACCUUCGACAACGAGAUCGUGAUGAUGAACCACGUGUACCGGGAGCGCUUCCCCAAGGCCACUGCGCAGAUGGAGGGCCGGCUGCAGGACUUCCUGGCAGCAUUCGCCCCUGGCGACCGCCUGGCCCUGGCUGACGGAGUCCUGGGCUUCAUCCACCACCAGAUUGUGGAGCUGGCACGGGACUGCCUAGCCAAGUCGGGCGAGGCCCUAGUCACCUCCCGCUAUUUCCUGGAGAUGCAGGACAAGCUGGAGCGGCUGCUGCAGGAUGCUCACGCGCGGUCCGACAGCGCCGAGGUGGGCUUCAUCGUGCAGCUGGUCCGCAAGCUGCUCAUCAUCAUCUCGAGGCCCGCGCGGCUGCUCGAGUGCCUGGAGUUCGACCCUGAGGAGUUCUACCAUCUGCUGGAGGCUGCGGAGGGCCAGGCCCGUGAGGACCAGGGUGUGAAGACUGACCUGCCGCGCUACAUCAUCCGCCAGCUGGGCCUGGCCAAGGACCCGCUGGAAGAGAUCCAGCCUCUGGAUGACCUAGAUGAAGACCAGUCCCCAGCUCCUGCACACCCUGAGAGCCAAGGCCUGGGCGGUCCGUCCCGGAGGAAGCCGUGUGAGAGCGACUUUGAGACCAUCAAGCUUAUCAGCAAUGGAGCCUACGGGGCCGUCUACCUGGUGCGCCACCGGGACACGCGGCAGCGCUUCGCCAUCAAGAAGAUCAACAAACAAAACCUGAUCCUGCGCAACCAGAUCCAGCAGGUGUUCGUGGAGCGCGACAUCCUCACCUUCGCCGAGAACCCCUUCGUGGUCGGCAUGUUCUGCUCCUUCGAGACCCGCCGCCACCUCUGCAUGGUCAUGGAGUAUGUGGAAGGAGGCGACUGUGCGACACUGCUGAAGAACAUGGGCCCGCUGCCUGUGGACAUGGCGCGCAUGUACUUCGCAGAGACGGUGCUGGCGCUGGAAUAUCUGCACAACUACGGUAUCGUGCACCGCGACCUCAAGCCUGACAACCUGCUCAUCACCUCCCUUGGCCACAUCAAGCUGACGGACUUCGGCCUGUCCAAGAUCGGCCUCAUGAGCAUGGCCACCAACCUGUACGAGGGUCACAUCGAGAAGGAUGCUCGAGAGUUUGUGGACAAGCAGGUGUGUGGGACGCCCGAGUACAUUGCACCCGAGGUGAUCUUCCGCCAGGGCUAUGGGAAGCCGGUGGACUGGUGGGCCAUGGGCGUCAUCCUGUAUGAAUUCCUGGUGGGCUGUGUGCCGUUUUUCGGGGACACGCCUGAGGAACUGUUUGGACAGGUGGUCAGUGAUGAGAUCAUGUGGCCAGAGGGAGACGAGGCACUUCCCGCCGACGCCCAGGAUCUCAUCACUAGGCUUCUGCGCCAGAGCCCAAUGGACAGGCUGGGAACUGGGGGCACUCACGAGGUGAAGCAGCACCCCUUCUUCCUGGCCCUGGACUGGGCGGGGCUUCUCAGACACAAGGCGGAGUUUGUCCCACAGCUUGAAGCUGAAGAUGACACCAGCUACUUUGACACUCGCUCUGAACGUUACCGCCACUUGGGCUCUGAGGACGACGAGACCAAUGACGAGGAAUCUUCUACGGAGAUUCCCCAGUUUUCCUCCUGUUCCCACCGCUUCAGCAAGGUUUACAGCAGUUCCGAGUUCCUGGCCGUUCAGCCCACCCCCACCUUUGCUGACAGGAGCUUCAGUGAGGACCGUGAGGAUGGGUGGGAGCGAAGCAUGGCAGCGGACCGUGGCCGCCGGCUGAGCGCAGACCUCCGGCUGCGGUCGUGGACAGGUGCGCCCUCCUGCCAGCCCUCCUGCCAGCCCUCCUCCUCUCUGCCCGACCGGGGCCCCAGCCCGUCUCUCCUAAGCACCAUCAGCUUGGACACGAUGCCCAAAUUUGCCUUCUCUUCUGAAGAUGAGGGAGCAGGUUCAGGGCCUGCUGACCCCAAGAAGCCUGUCUUCAUUCUGGGGGAGCCUGACCCUGCGCCCCCAACCACCCCAGUGACACCCAAGCCUUGCAGCCUCUCUGCUGACACAGCUGUCCUCAGCCACGCUCGCCUUCGAAGUAACAGUACGGGCGCCCGGCACUCGACUCCUCGGCCCCUGGAUGCUGGCAGAGGUCGCCGCCUGGGAGGCCCAAGAGACCCUGGGCCUGAGAAGCCCCGGGCCUCCCCUGGCGGCGGGGGCGGGGGCCGAGUGCCCAAGUCGGCCUCCGUAUCCGCCCUGUCCCUCAUCAUCACGGCAGACGAUGGCAGCGGGGGUCCCCUCAUGAGCCCCCUGUCGCCACGCUCGCUGUCCUCCAACCCGUCCUCCCGAGACUCCUCCCCCAGCCGGGACCCGUCUCCCGUGUGUGGCAGCCUGCGGCCCCCCAUCGUCAUCCACAGCUCAGGCAAGAAGUAUGGCUUCAGCCUGCGCGCCAUUCGCGUCUACAUGGGCGACAGCGACGUGUACACGGUGCACCAUGUGGUCUGGAGCGUGGAGGAGGGGAGCCCUGCGCAGGAGGCGGGACUGCGCGCCGGGGACCUCAUCACGCACGUCAACGGGGAGUCGGUCCUGGGCCUGGUGCACAUGGAUGUGGUGGAGCUGCUGCUGAAGAGCGGUAACAAGAUCUCCUUGCGCACCACGGCCCUGGAGAACACCUCCAUCAAGGUGGGGCCCGCGCGGAAGAACGUGGCCAAGGGCCGCAUGGCCCGCAGAAGCAAGCGCAGCCGCCGGCGCGAGACCCAGGAUCGCCUCCUCACGGUCACCCUGCGUGUCCCCAGGCGGAAGUCUCUGUUUAAGAGGAUCUCCAAGCCUUCUGUGCUCCACACCAGCCGUAGCUUCUCCUCAGGCCUCCAUCACUCUCUGUCCUCCAGCGAGAGCCUCCCUGGAUCACCCACGCACAGCCUGUCCCCCAGCCCCACCACGCCCUGCCGCAGCCCUGCGCCCGACGCCCCCACAGACUCCGCGUCCCCACCCAGUGUCUCCCCAAGCUCCAGCAGCCCUGCCUCCCCUGCCACGGGCCACACCCGUCCCAGCUCACUGCACGGCCUGGCGGCCAAGCUUGGACCACCUCGUCACAAGAGCGGCCGCCGCAAGUCCACCAGCAGUAUCCCACCAUCCCCGCUGGCCUGCCCCCCAGUGCCCACGCCCCCGCCACGCUCGCCAUCGCCCCUGCCGGGGCACAUCCCCAUACCCGCGCGGUCCCCUAGGCUACGCAGGGGCCAGUCGGCCGACAAGCUGGGCCUGGGCACCAGUGAGCGGCUGGACGGGGAUGGAGGCCGGCGUGGCCGGGGAGCAGAGGCCGAGCUGGUUGUCAUGAGGAGGCUGCACCUCUCUGAGCGCCGGGACUCCUUCAAAAAGCAGGAGGCGGUGCAGGAGGUGAGCUUUGAUGAGGAGCCUGGACCGCCUCGGGCAGUGCCCAAGAUCGCUGUGCAGGGUGCAGAGGGCACUCCGGGAACCCCGGGGCCAGCCACGAAGGACUGACUGCCACCCCUGGCCACAGUUCCCCACGGAGUCAUUUCCACAAGGUCACACCUGGAUGGGGU
Messenger RNA from Peromyscus eremicus (cactus mouse), 4078 nucleotides. It is a transcript of the gene Mast3, whose product is annotated as microtubule associated serine/threonine kinase 3. The record is from RefSeq and is a predicted model, not a curated record. The coding region runs from base 57 to 4016 and encodes 1319 amino acids. Gene Ontology annotation, biological process: intracellular signal transduction; peptidyl-serine phosphorylation. Gene Ontology annotation, molecular function: protein binding; protein serine/threonine kinase activity; ATP binding. NCBI's taxonomy places the organism in Eukaryota, Metazoa, Chordata, Mammalia, Rodentia, Cricetidae. The transcript is spliced from 26 exons.